Messenger RNA from Pelmatolapia mariae (spotted tilapia), 1314 nucleotides. RefSeq names its product SH3 domain binding kinase family, member 3 (gene sbk3). The record is from RefSeq and is a predicted model, not a curated record. Gene Ontology annotation, molecular function: ATP binding; protein serine/threonine kinase activity. NCBI's taxonomy places the organism in Eukaryota, Metazoa, Chordata, Actinopteri, Cichliformes, Cichlidae. The transcript is spliced from 4 exons. Gene Ontology annotation, biological process: peptidyl-threonine phosphorylation; peptidyl-serine phosphorylation. Bases 141 to 1283 code for a protein of 380 amino acids.
UCUAGCUGCGAACAUUCAGUAGAUCUCCAGCCCUGAACAACAGCUCCCUAACAGGAGCCUGUCAAGUUUUUAAAGAGUCUUUGAUUAGAUGCUGAAAAGAGCAGAGAAAACUGAGUAGAGAUCAUCCAACUGAGCAGAAAAUGACAGCAGCAGCAGCUCAGGAACUCGACGAGCUAUGUUUCCUGUCGGCGCAAUCCAUGCCCAAUCUGAAAGUUUCUGAACACUUUCGGAUGGUGAAGCUCCUGGGAGAAGGAUCCUAUGGGAAAGUCAUGCUGGCAGUGCACAGAAAGAGAGGAACUCCUAUGGCUCUGAAGUUCUUCCCUCGUCAGUCUACCUCGCUCACCUCUUUCCUGCGUGAAUACAAUCUCUCCCUAUCUUACUGCACCCAUCCGUCUCUGACACGAGCCCUGGGCAUCUUCUUCUCCACGCCAUCCUACUAUGUGUUUGCCCAGCAAGCCGGUCUAUACGGUGACCUCUACAGUGUUAUAGUGUCCGAGGCUGGGGUGAAUGAGGACUGCAUGCAGAGGGUGAUGUCCCAACUGAGCGGUGCAGUUACACACCUCCACUCUCUGGGCUUUGUCCACCGUGACAUCAAACCUGAGAACAUCUUCCUCUGUGACAGCUCCUGUCGCUGGGUCAAACUCGGGGACUUCGGCCUCGCCCGAGCCAUCGGCACCACCGUUCGAGCUGUCUGGUACGAGUCGCCCUUCUGCACGCCUGAGGUGGAACCUGCCAAGGAGGCCGAGAAGGAGAUGGAGAGAAGGCGGACUGAAGGAACCGAAGAAGAGGUAGAAGACAUCUGGAUAUCAGUAGAGCCCUGCAUUGACAGCUGGGCUCUCGGUGUGCUCGUCUACUGCCUGCUAACUGGCUGCUUCCCCUGGGAGGAGAGCACUCACGAUGACCGUGGCUACCGAAAAUAUACGGAGUGGUUUGACCAUGAGGCCAAACGUGGCGAGAAAAUGCGAGAUGGCGAGUGGAGGGGUGAGGAGGACGCUGAUGAUUACAUUAUUAUGGAGAGAAAACAAAGAGACAAUCCUCCUCCUUCACAGUUUGAGGGCCUCAGCCCAUUAGUGAUGACUCUGUUGAAGGAGCUACUCCACCCUGAGCCCAAGCACAGAGGGACUCCAGAGGAGAUCCUGAGCUAUCUGGGAGGGCCAUGGCUGAUGGAGACGGAGAGAGAGGAGAAGAGGAAAGCAGAGGAGGCGGAGAAGGAAGCCAGAAAAAUGAGGGAGAGAGGGGGCGUAGAAGAAGAGCUGCUCAGGGAAGGAAGGGGGGAGAGAUAAACUUUGUCUUUAUGAAACCGUUUCAGCGUUU